AUGACAUUGCAAUGUUUGUGUCCUUUCUUUAGGGGAACAAUGCGUGAUGAUGGUUAUUGUUAUUUACGUAAUGGAAGGCCUUUAGCUAUUGCUUACAGAAAAGAGUAUAGAAUGAUGACAGAUGAUGAAAGGGAACGUUUUCACUCAGCAUUUAAUCAACUAAAAUUUAACGGGGAAUAUGAGAGAUUUGCUAGAGAACAUCAAUCUGUAAGUCAAGGAGGUGCUCAUUCAGGCCCAGGUUUUCUUCCUUGGCAUAGAGAAUUUAUUAAAAGAAUGGAAAUUGCUUUACGUUUAAUUGACCCAACAGUAGCUCUUCCAUAUUGGGAUUCUGUUCUCGAUGUUUAUUUACCCGAUCCAAGGGAUUCAAUUAUUUUUUCUCCUUUAUUUACUGGGGAGAUUGAUAUGAAUGGAUUUGUGGUUAAUGGACCUUUUGCUUUUUGGAAUACAAUUGAGGGAAGGAAUACUAUUUGGAGGACACUUUCUGGAGAGGGAGGGCUAUUCAAUGAAGGUCUGUUAUACCUAUACAAUUUUCCCCUUAAUUAUCACCUUUAUUUUUUCAAUAAAGGUCAAUUGUCUUCUGUGGCCAAUGAACCAAAUAUAGAACAUGUCCUCUCAUAUACAGUCCCUCUCGCAGGAUGUCCAAUACCCGUAAACUUCAAUGCUUUGGAAUACUCCCAUUCAAAUAUAGUGCCAGAAACAUCAGCAAAUGACCCAAUCUUCUACAUGCAUCAUUCUUUUGUUGAUUUAAUUUUUGAAAUUUGGCGUCAACGACAACAAAGAAAGUCCGUAAUAUAUUUUAAUAAUAAAGGGACUUGCCUAUAUUUUAAUUUAAAUAAUGAAUUAAUUAUAUUUCUGAUAACCUUUUGGGAAAUAAAAUUUUGUUAUUAUUUGUGGUCAUGUGGAAAUGAAUUUCAUUUUUCUUAUGCUUGGAUGAGGCCUUUUGAUUUUCUUUCCAAUCAAGAUGGGUUAUCUAAUGCUUAUACCGAUCAAUUAUAUAGAUAUGCUCAACGACCAACAUGUUCAGCACAAGUCCCUACUUGUGGAUCUAGGCAAGUCUUAUUAAAAUAUUUGUUUUGCGAUUUCAAUCAUGGAUUUCCUCAUUGUGUAGCCAAAAUAAAGUUUGGUGGUAUUUGUGAGGGUUUUGAUGGAAUGGAUGCUUGUUUUAACGGUCAAUGUAUUUUUGGAAGGUGCCAACAAGGCCCCACACCUCCACCCUGGCGCCCAACCCCUCCGCCAACACCUCCACCACCUCUACAGCUUAGACCAAUGUCUAGAGGAAUUCAAAGAAGAGGAAAUCAGAGGCGCAUUCCCCCUCCACCCCCUCCAAUUGUAAGAAGACUUUUAAGACGUCCAAUAGAAUCACAACAAACUCGAAGAUUUUUAACACGUCAAAUGGCAGCAACAACACAUAAACUUUUUAUUAAUUGUUUUAAUAUGAAUCCUUGUUGUGAGCAUUGGGCAGAGAAUGGGGAAUGUAAAACAAAUAAAAAAUAUAUGGAGAAAUAUUGCAAAGCAGCUUGUGAACUUUGCACGCCCAAUUUUAAUAUAACAAAUGAAUGUGUAGAUAGACAUGUUAGUUGUAAACAAUGGAAGGAAGGAGGGGAAUGUUUGGGGAAAUCGAAGUUAUUUUUACAAGAAAAUUGUCGAGAAAGUUGUGGAUUGUGUAAACAAAAUAAAUAUGAAAAUUCUUGUCUUCCACAGGGAUUAUUAUUACACGAACACAACAAAAAUAUAAUUAAAGAAUUAAAAAAGAAUGGAAAUAUUACUUUAGAAAAUAUUCCCUUUAGAAAUUAA
Molecule: messenger RNA, 1794 nt
Organism: Meloidogyne enterolobii
Lineage: Eukaryota; Metazoa; Nematoda; Chromadorea; Rhabditida; Meloidogynidae
Source: the annotation of a GenBank genome assembly